CAAAUGCCCGGGAUGAGGACGGAGUCGGCUAGGGAGAGCGUGCUGCAGAAACUCAGACAGGUUAACCGGGAGGAAAAGUCCUGGCCGUGGUGCGCUGCUGGUGCAGCUGCCCAGCGUUAGAUAGUCCGGCUGCUGGCUGGGCAGGUCGCGAAGUUGCGCGUGGUUUCUUUCCGGAUGGAUUGACUGAUCCCGCCGGGAGUAAACUAUAGAACGAACUCGUGGAGAGGAAAACGGACUGAGAUCGUGCAUAUUUUCGUCUUCUUCUUUUCUUUGACGCAGAAGACUGAUACAAAUCUUAAGCUGCCAGACAACAGAAAGAAGCCAUUGUGAGCUGUUGAUGCUAAAGCAAUACUUUAUCUCUGGAGAUAGGGAGAGUUGGAAUUACUAUCAUUUCAAAGCCAGAUUGAAAAUUGCCUUGGAUGUAAUUACUUAAAAAUGAUAGCAGCUGGGAAGUUUGCAAAUCUUCCACGGGAUAUGCAGAUGAACCAUGAGUUUCCCUUGGUCUCUUCUAUGGAUCUGUUGAGCAGCAAACCCACCCUGGCUGAUGAACUUCAUUCUGGUAACCAUCAAGAUGUUUCUAUCCAUGGCACCCUUCCGAGAAAAAAAAAGGGAACCCUUCUUCUUGGGUCAUGUGAUACCUUCAACAACAUGAGAAUGUUGCCAUACACCAAAACAAAUCAGUCUCCAGGAUCUUUAAUUCAAGGUGUCAUUGAAGAGUAUCCCCAGAAGAAUAGGAAAAGUGACAGUCGCUCACACAGAGACCAGAAUGCUAUGGAUCCAGCUUUGGAGUAUGUGAAGUUUUUAAAGGAGAAGCAGGUGAUGGACAGUUCCCCAGAAAAACUGAAGAAGGAGCUGGAAGAAGAAUUGCAGAUGAGCAGUGAUGAUUUACGGAGCCAUGCUUGGUAUCAUGGGCGGAUUCCACGACAGGUGUCUGAGAGCCUCGUUCAGAGAGACGGUGACUUUUUGAUCAGAGAUUCUCUCUCCAGUCCUGGCAAUUUUGUCCUUACCUGUCAGUGGAAAAACAUCUCUCAGCAUUUCAAGAUCAAUAAAACUAUCGUGCGGCUCAGCGAAGCUCACUGCCGGGUGCAGUUUCACUUUGAAGACGAAGGCUUUGACACUGUCCCUGGCCUGGUGCGAUGCUAUGUGGGAAAUCGCAAGCCCAUAUCAAAGCAGAGCGGAGCGAUUAUAUUUCAGCCCAUAAACAGAACGGUUCCUCUGAGAUGCCUGGAGGAGAAAUACGGGAUUUCUCCAGUCCUGCCAAGAGAAGAUAGCAUUCCAGAGGGGCAAGUAGAAACCCCACAAAGACUGAGCCUUAAUAUCUGCAAUCGACAAGCCAGAGAGUCCACUUUAGGAAAUCUUUUAAGAAACAAAGAAAAAAGCGGUAGUCAGCCCGCGUGUUUGGAUCACCUGCCGGAGAAGCGAUUCCCCUUAAAGACUCAUCAGUCAGAAAGCUAUCUGCCAAUAGGUUCAAGAUAUUCUUCCCAAGGAACAGAAACUGAAAACAGUCCUUGUACGAAGCCUCCGGCUUUUAGAACUGGCAGUGAACCUAAUCUGAGCCCCCUGGUCUUCCGGAGAUUUGCUUCAGAGUUGCAAAUUAGUGAUGCGCUCAGGGGGUCUGACAGCCAACUUCAUUUGAGACCCCCACCAAAGCCCAGUAAACUGCCAUUUCUGAGGCCACUGCCGGGCUUGGAAGUCCUCUAUUGUGAACUGCACGCAGCUCUUCCCACAGAAGGCAGGCCAACAAAGCAACCUUUAUGUCAGAAAAACAGCUUUGUAGAGCAUCUGACAACGAAGGACAAUGGGAUCCAUUCAGCCUUGAUCCUGGAGGACAGUGACUCCUUGCUGAGUUCUGUGGAUCCACAGACAGCUCAGUUGGAGAGAAGCAAAGAGUGUCCCAUCUUUGUCACACCUGUCAUUGAGAAGGUCUCUGGUUUCAGGCCAAACCAUUUUGAGUCAAAACUUCUUCCCCUAGAAAACAAGCCCUUGGAGACCACAAUGUUGAAGAGAGUGAAAGAGCUGUUUGUGAAUAACGAGGCAAAAGUCAUUGCCCAGCAUAUACUGAAGAUGGACUGCAAGGUUGCUAGGAUACUUGAGGUCUCCGAAGAGACGAGGAGGAUCAUGGGAGUGAAAUCAGGCUUGGAGCUGAUUACCUUGCCCUACGGACACCAAUUGCGCCUGGAUCUAAUUGAAAGGCAUUCUACGAUGGCAAUAGGAAUUGCGGUGGAUAUUCUCGGCUGCACGGGAAAUUUAGAAGAGCGUGUUGCCACUUUAAACAGGAUUAUCCAGGUUGCAGUCGAACUAAAAGACUCCAUGGGCGAUCUGUAUGCCUUCUCAGCUAUAAUGAAAGCUCUGGAAAUGCCUCAGAUUGCCCGGUUGGAGCAAACGUGGACCAGCUUGAGGCAUUGUCACACACAAACGGCCAUUUUGUAUGAGAAACAGCUGAAACCUUUCAGCAAACUCUUAUACGAAGGAAAAGAGAUCACUUGUGUGUCGCAAAACGUCGUCACUGUGCCAUUGCUGGUGCCUCUGGUUACCCUGCUGGAGCGUCAAGCUGUGGUCUUUGAGGGAAUGGAUGUGUGGGAAAACACUGACCAGAGCUGUGAAAUCAUGCUGAAACAUUUGGCGACAGCUCGUUUGAUAGCACAAAACGCUGAGCAGUAUAGCGCAAAUGCAGAAAGGAUCCUUACAGGUUUUCAGCCAGACGAUGCAAUGAACGAAAUCUUCAAAACAGAAUUUCAGAUGAGAUUGCUCUGGGGCAGCAAAGGAGCCCAGGUCAACCAAAAUGAAAGAUACGAAAAAUUCAAUCAAAUUUUAACUGCACUCUCCCGAAAAUUAGAACCCCCCCUUACCAAGCAGACUGAAAAUAGAAACGCCUGAUGGACUCUCAGCUAAAAAGAAAUUGGCAGAACUGCCAAGAAAGCAUUGUUUUAAAAAGAAAGCUGUAGUAAAUGUUGCUUAUUUCUCAUUUCCCUGUGACAAAACUGAUCUACUAGAUCAGGGGCAGGCAACCUUGGCUCUUUUAUGACUCGUGGACUUCAACUCCCAGAAUUCCUGCAAAGACUGCCCUCCCCCCAAAACCCUUCCAAAAAAAAAAAUACUUCCUUAGGAAUAUCUACUGUCUGCCAACUCCCUUCUAUGCUGCUAUGUGAUUUAAAAAAAACCUGUAUUUCCCCACUCUCCCCCCCCCCAAAGUUUCAGGCCAAUCAAAAAUCAUAUUGCAAACACAGCAUCUAUAGCCAAUUGAAAAUCAGGGCACUACUUCAUGGAUUAUUAUUUUAACUUUUAUUCCAAAUAAACUGCUAUAACCCUAGAGGGGGUGUGGAAGACUGGUGGUUAUACUGUCAAAAAGUUUUUUUUUUGUAAAGUUCCUCUGACAUCAAGCAGAAUCUGUAAACUGUAUUUAUGUACAUUUAUUUAUGAGUUGCUAAUAAUGACUUGUGAUUUAUAAAGGAUUAUUUAUUUGCUAUGAUUGUUGCCUUUCAUGGACACCUCCUAUCCGCUAUUAAAAAAGUGAUCAUUUUAAGACUUAUAUCCAGUAAUGUUAUUAACAGUCUAUUUUGUAAAUAUAAAUAAAAGUUAAGAGAUAUCUUUUUAGGAGAUAUCAGUUGUAUGAUAUCCCUUAAAUAGAUGUGGAAAAUUUUAUAAUAGCUGUGAAUUAAAGAGUAACACUUGAAAUAUU
Messenger RNA from Crotalus tigris (Tiger rattlesnake), 3679 nucleotides. RefSeq names its product BCAR3 adaptor protein, NSP family member (gene BCAR3). The transcript is spliced from 13 exons. The record is from RefSeq and is a predicted model, not a curated record. Gene Ontology annotation, molecular function: phosphotyrosine residue binding; guanyl-nucleotide exchange factor activity. Gene Ontology annotation, biological process: positive regulation of peptidyl-serine phosphorylation; small GTPase-mediated signal transduction. Lineage: Eukaryota; Metazoa; Chordata; Lepidosauria; Squamata; Viperidae. Bases 436 to 2877 code for a protein of 813 amino acids.